AUGUAUCGGAUCCCUUUUGGUCUCCACGUACCAGAACGAAGAAGAUGCUAUUUGAAUCUGUUAGACAAGAUAGAGAUACUUCUGAAAGAAAGGAUUCUUCGCGCAACACGCCUUCUACUUCAGAAACAGACACAAAACGUGCCAAACAUUUAUGGUCCACAACCUGAGGUUAUAUUUAUUGUUUUUUGUGAGAAACAUGCCUACAAGAUGUUCAAUGAAAUGCAUGACCCAAUUAAGGGUCACCAUUAUCCUUCAAGCAACAGAAGCAUUCCAAACAGCAAUCAACAAAGGAUGUCUGAUUUGAACUUAAAUGAAGAGGAAAUUGUAAAGCUUUCUUCUUUGGGUACACAUGCCAAUAGCAAAGAGAAUAUAGAUGUUUUAAAAAAGUCUUUGGUUGUUCGUCACAAGAUGUAUAAGGAUUUAAUUGCAAAAUGCAACACUUUGGGGAGAGAUGAAGCACGUGCACGUAAAAAGCUUGAAAAAGCCAAAGAGAAGCUAGAAAAAUUAAAGACAAUAAUCCAAGAAAUGGAGACAAGCAGUGAAAUCAAAAAUAAUGAGCUGUUGAGAUCUCUAAAAGCUUCAAAGAACACAAACAGUUGUCCAAAUGUCUUAAAUGCCCCUGACCUGAUCCAUAUCAACCCAUGUACACCACAAAGUACAAUAUAUGCAUCAGACGCAGCCAUUGAUGAUAGAAAGACAAAGAGGUUUAGAGGCUCUGAGAAUAUUGAUGAAAGAAAUAAUAAAAAGGAUGGAGUUAGUGGGCCCACCCCCACCCCUGCCCCUGAGAUAAAUUCUUACAUUUUAAUUGAUGAUGAUGAUGAUGAUGAGGUGUCAAUAUCACUUGAGAAACUGAAAGAUGAUGAUGUGGUGGCACAAGAUAAAUCCAUGCCUGACAUCACAAAAGAAGCUUCUUUGCCUUUUCUUGAUUCUCAACAAGGAGGAGGAGGAGGAGGAGAGUUUUGUUUCUCGGGUGGAUUGUUGGACCCAGAUGGAAGUAAAAGACAUCUUGGAAAAUGGUGCAAAAAGGGUUUUAAUUUAAAUAAUAAUAAUAAUAAUAAUAAUGCAUCUUCAAUAGCAACACCAACACCAAUGCAAGCAGCAUCUGGCGAUCUUAUUGCUGUUGGAUCCGAUGGCAGAGGAUUCCAGGAAAUCGUCUCCUAUUACUUACAAAAGGAAAGUUGGGGGCCAAAACAAGUAGUUUGCAGUCUCAUGGGAUCCACCACUUUUUCAAUAAAGCAAGCCAAAACAAGUUGGGGGCCAACCGAACCCCGCGGAGCGGGUACCCCAGCUAUAUAUAUAUAG
Lactuca virosa is the source of this 1302-nucleotide messenger RNA. Lineage: Eukaryota; Viridiplantae; Streptophyta; Magnoliopsida; Asterales; Asteraceae. The record is from the annotation of a GenBank genome assembly.